Thelazia callipaeda (thelaziosis nematode) is the source of this 234-nucleotide messenger RNA. NCBI's taxonomy places the organism in Eukaryota, Metazoa, Nematoda, Chromadorea, Rhabditida, Thelaziidae. The record is from the annotation of a GenBank genome assembly.
AUGACAUCAACGGCAGAAUCAAAGACCAUAACGUCAGUGACUGUAAUGAAAUGUCAUGACUGCAACAUGCCAUUUUCAAACAAUAAAUUUGGGGAUCUAACUGAUGAUACGGAUGUGGAAAAUAUUGGCAGUUUUAGGAAAGAUGGGAAAAAAAAGAGUUGUUGGUGGUGGUGUCGCGAUUGCAUGGCUACGUUAUGCAGAAGAUUCGAAGAAGUACCAAGUAGACUGCAGUAA